AUGACAGUCCCAAAGCAUAAAGUUCUUAUUUUGAAAACUCCAGCAAGACCUGAAUUAGCUGAUCAUAUUCCAGAGUUUGAGCAAUUCAAAAAGUAUUUUGAUGUCCAGAUCAAAGAUGUUACAACAAAAGAGGACUUGAUUGAAUCAUUUGAUAAAGAUUAUCAUGACGUUUCAGGCUUGUGGAUAACUGGUUAUUCUAUAUGGAAAGUUGGUGGAUUAAGUACAGUUAUGGAUCAUCUUCCUAAGAAUUUAAAAGUUGUUGUUUAUCCAUGGGUUGGUUACAUGCAAGAUGAAGCUGAUAAAUUGAAAGAGAAGGGAAUCAUAUAUUGUAACGUUGGUGAUGUUUCUGCAAACGAUGUUGCUGAUAUUGCACUAAACUUGACAUUAUCUGCAUAUCGUUUCACUUCAUAUUUUGAACAUCAAGCUAGACAACAAUUAACAAUUUUACCAGCAAGGAUGAUAUUGGGGAGUCAAUCUUUCGAUUCAAAGACUGGUGAGCCUGAGGCACCUCCAGAUUCUGCAAACUUGUCAAAAAAUAUGAGUCUUGGUGGGAAAAAAAUUGAAACACCAGCUGGUAAAAUAGCAGGAAUCGUUGGAUUAGGAAGUAUUGGUGCUGCAAUAGGUAAAAGGCUAUCAGCAAUUGGAAUGGAAAUUAGAUACACCAAAAGAACCCCUUUAAGCCAUGAAGAUCAAGUAAAAUUAGGUUAUGAGGCUAAAUACUAUUCAACUUUCCAUGAGUUGAUACCAGAAGUUGACUUGAUUGUAUUUGCAGUUCCUCAUUCACCAAGUACUAAACAUUUGAUCAAUCCAGAAACUAUCAAACUAGUCAAACCAGGUGUUAGAAUAGUGAAUAUUGGUCGUGGGUCAGCUAUAGAUGAAGAUGUCAUGUUUAAGGCAUUAGAUGAUGGAACAAUCAAUUCUGUUGGACUGGAUGUUUUCGAAGGUGAGCCAAGUAUUGAUCCUAGAUAUCAAAACAGAUGGGAUGUGACUAUCACUCCACACAUUGGGAACUUGACCACUGAUAAUAACGUGGAAUCCAACAAGAGAUGUAUGGAAAACAUAGUCAAUGUACUGAUUGAGAAUGGGCCAGGAAUCAGCCCAAUCAACUGA
Molecule: messenger RNA, 1110 nt
Organism: Hansenula anomala
Lineage: Eukaryota; Fungi; Ascomycota; Saccharomycetes; Phaffomycetales; Wickerhamomycetaceae
Exons: 1
Coding region: 1-1110 (369 amino acids)
Cellular component (GO): cytosol
Molecular function (GO): NAD binding; glyoxylate reductase (NADPH) activity; hydroxypyruvate reductase [NAD(P)H] activity
Source: RefSeq, a predicted model, not a curated record